AUUAAUAUCUACGCUUCUCUCUCUGCAAUUACUCCUUGAGAGCAUCUCUCUCUAGAAUAUUGAGUAUUGCUGACUUGAGCGUUGGAGUGUUUUCCCCGAGGAAACAACCUCGGGAUUUUCAGGUGUAGAAGCAGCUAAAGACUUCAACAGUGUUGGAUUGUGAAGCUGCCCAAACAUUUGGCGCCGUCUGUGGGAAACUCGAACAACAAAUUGUGUGACUAAACCUGCUGAAAGACAAAAUGGUCCGUACCUUUACAGGAGGUCGCCCUCCAAGAAAUGAAAUGGACGAACAGGAGAAUGCUCACAUAUCUGAGCCCGGCUUGAAUGACUUUAGGCCAAUGCCAAGAAAUCUUUUUGUAGGAGGAGCCGAACAGGAUCACCUAAGUGAGACGGAUGAUGAAAGAACACCAACUGGGUAUGCAACCCAGCCUGAACAGUUCCAAGUUCCAACAGGAACAAGACGAAGACCUUCUAGACCACACAAUUCACAGCAUGAACGACCUGAAAGGUCAAUAGAACCUGCUCGGACAACCGAGCUCGAAGAGAGAACUAGAGUUCUCAAAAUGGCAAUGGGUAAAAUCCUUGCUCGCCUAAUUCCUGAUGACCCCCUGAUUCCUUUGCUGAACAGGGAUGCACAAUUAGCUGUGGUUGUUGCAACUAGAAACUCCCCCACUCUAAGCAAUAUAGUAGUGCUGACCAGGCCAAGGGGAAGUGGGAAGUUAAAUAUCGAGCCCAGCUCGUCCAAACAUAGUGAAGAAUUGAUGAGAAAGAACGCAGACCUUGAAAGGCAGCUGCGGGAUGUACAGAAAUCCAUUGACGAGCUGAAAAGUCCCAGGUCGCGUCAACAGACUCUGGAUUUGGAUAGUGCACCGCUAAACUUAUCCAUUACGGCAGAACCGUAUCAAGAGGGAUUCAAAAUUCCCCACUUGGAGACAUAUGAUGGCACGGGUGACCCUGAUGAACAUCUGCACACCUAUCAAGCCAUCAUGAGAAUUCAAAACGCCAAUGAUGCCAUGAUGUGCAAAGUGUUCCCAGCAACACUUAAGUCAACAGCCAAGAGAUGGUAUCACAAACUCCCCAAACAUUCAAUAGAUUCGUUUUCCCAGCUCACCAAGCUGUUUUCUAACAAAUUUGCGAGCCAAAGGGAGAUCAAGCGCACAGCAAUUGAGCUGAUGCAAGUUAACCAGAAGGAAGGGGAGUCUUUGAGGGAUUACAUGCAGCGCUUCAACAAAGCCACCUUGGACAUUGAUAAUGUCCCAGACACGAUUUGCCUGUCCGCCCUGUUGCAUGGGUUGAAGCGUGGCCGGUCGGCCAGCUUCAUACUGUCAGAGGACUUUCAGUCGUCCAAGCGACGAGCUGAUGAUAAGCCGAGCAAAGGCCAGGAACAACAACCGAGAAGAGAAGAGAAGAAGCAGAAGGUCAAUGAGCAAUGGGGGAAACCAGCUGAGUUCUCGAAAUAUGCCAGUUACAUUCCUUUGACCUUACCUAAGUCUCAAAUCCUGGCACAAAUUCAGCACUGGGUUAGGAGACCUCCACCCCCACUACAUGAUUCCCCGAGGGCAGACAAGAGCAAGCAUUGUGACUACCACUGUGCGUACGACCGACCUCAAGGACAGAGGUACCAGCACGGUGGGACGCAGGAUGCAUAUCGGGAUAACCAGUAUCCUUCUGAACAGGGUGGAGCAUACCGAGGACUUCCCUUCAACAGGAGAGGACAGGGACCGAGAACUACCGCCACGAAUCAAAAAGACAGGAAAGGGGUAGGUUAUGCUGGGAUACCCCCACCUUUUGGUACCAUAAACAUGAUAUCGGGUGGUGUUCACUCUGGGGGCCAAAGCGCCCGAGCCCGCAAGGCAUACGCCAGGCAGGUGAUGACCAUUAAUAAGAACAGGCCUCUGAAGCGACCAUUCAAGGAGGCGGAGUGGGAAAACACACCCAUUACAUUUAGCCCAACAGAUUACAAACGAGCAGAUGGAGAGCCUGACAUCAUGAUGCCACAUGCAGAUCCUUUCGUGGCAACGGUUCAUAUAGGCAACCAUAACGUCAAUAAGGUUUUCAUUGAUACGGGUAGCUCGCCAAAUAUCCUGUACUGGAGUUGCUUCCAGAAAAUGCAGCUAAAUCCAAGCUCGCUGCAAAAGCACGAAGGACCUAUAUAUGGGUUUGACAAUCAGCCCGUGCCAGUUGAAGGAGUAAUUACCCUUCCCAUCUAUGUGGGCUCGGAACCAAGGUUCAGGAUGGCUUCUGUCACUUUCCUGGUCGUCAAGAUGGAGUCAGCUUUCAACGCUAUACUGGGAAGAGCCACUCUUUGCGAGCUGAAGGCUGUCAUAUCACAACCCCAUCUUUGCAUGAAAUUCUCAACUCCUCAGGGGGUAGGAGUGCUUAAAGGAAAUCAAAAGAUGGCUAGAGCAUGUUAUCAAAACACAUUUAAGAAGGUUGAGCUCGCUGUAGCCCCAAGAGGCUUUGAAAAUAAUAGGCUGACUCAGCCCGGCCAACAGACAAUGAGCAUAUCGGACAUUGAGCAUAGACCCGAGGGAGUCGAGCAGAAAGCAGAGCCGGUAGAGCCAGUAGAAACCGUUCCUUUAAACCCAGAUGUGCCGGAAAGAACAAUAAAGAUCGGCACCAGGCUCACAAAAGAAGAGCAAACAAAGCUUCUGGAGUUUUUGAGGGUCAAUCAAGAUGUGUUCGCGUGGACUACUGAUGAAAUGCCUGGCAUCCCAGCGGAGCUGACAACCCACAAACUCAGCACGAAUCCCACCAGAAGGCCGGUGGUACAGAAACGUCGCCUUUUCAGCCCGGAGAAGCAAGCUGCCAUAGACGAGGAGAUACAAAAGUUGCUACAGGCAGGCUUCAUCAGAAGAGUGGAGUACUCUGAAUGGGUGUCCAACCCUGUGCUCGUCAAAAAACCAAAUGGCAAGUGGAGGAUGUGUAUUGACUUCACCAACCUCAAUGAUGCAUGCCCAAAAGACCCUCAUCCCUUGCCAAAUGUCCAGCUGUUGCUAGACGACCAGGAGAAAACAGCUUUUUACACUGGUGAUGCAAUCUAUUGCUAUGUCAUGAUGCCGUUUGGCCUCAAAAAUGCUGGAGCAACAUACCAGAAGCUGGUGCAAAUCAUCUUUAAGCUCCAGAUCGGCAGAAACAUAGAAUGCACGUUUGCUGUGGAAUUUGGGAAAUUCCUAGGGUACGUGGUAUCCAAGAAAGGAAUUGAAGUAAAUCCAGAGAAGGUGCAGGCCGUUCAGCAGAUGGAACCCCCCAAGACAGUAAAAGAUGUACAGCGUCUGACAGGUCGGGUGGCUGCGUUGCACAGGUUUAUAGCCAGAUCGGCAGAAAGGUGCCUUCCGUUCUUCAAAGCUCUUCGGGAGCCUAAAAACUUUCAGUGGACUGAGGAGUGUCAAAAGGCGUUUGACGAGCUCAAACAGUAUUUGGCAUCCGCACCCCUGCUGUCCAAGCCUGUCGAUGGGGAAUGUUUAUAUUUGUAUCUGGGGGUCACAGAAGAGGCAGUGAGUUCGGUCCUAUUGAGGGAAGAGAAUAAGAGACAGAAGCCUAUCUGCUAUGUGAGCAAGGUAUUACAAGGUGCCGAGCAGAACUACCCACUAGCAGAAAAGGCUACUUUUGCUUUGGUCUGCAUGGCUCGUAAGCUAAGAGCCUAUUUUCAGUCUCACCAGAUUGUUGUCUAUACCGAUCUACCAUUGAGAAAAAUAUUACAGAAACCUGAACUCUCUGGUCGGCUUAUUGGAUGGAGCAUCGAGCUGAGUGAAUAUGACCUGAAGUUUCAGCCACGCACAACCAUUAAAGGCCAGGCCAUUGCAGACUUUCUGGUAGAAUGCAUCUCGGUGACGGAGGUAGACAAGGCGCUUGAUUACCCAGCCUGGGUUCUGUAUGUUGAUGGAGCUGCUAACAUUAAAGGGUCCGGUGCUGGGGCUGUGUUGAUAGGCCCAGAUGGCUUUAAAUCUGAGCAUGCAUUGCGGUUUAAGUUCCAGACCACUAAUAAUGCUGCUGAGUAUGAAGCCCUCAUCUAUGGUUUGAAAUUGGCGUCCGAGCUGAAGGUACAGAGCAUACAAAUUUUCAGUGAUUCUCAGCUCGUGGUGGGCCAGAUCGACAAAAUACCAAGAGCUGACAAUCACCGAGCUGACGAGCUGUCAAAGUUGGCCUCCUCGCGAGACUUUAACCCUCAGAGGUCAACCAUCGUCGAAGUGCUGGAUGCUCCGAGCUACACUGAUUUCACGGUCGAGUGUCAGCUACUAAGCACAGAUCCCUCCACGCCGAGCUGGACUACCCCACUCAUAAAUUAUCUGCAAAGUGGCGAGCUACCUAAAGAUCUGUCUGCUGCGAAAUUGGUUAAACGAAAGGCAGCACAUUUCACUUUGUUAGAUAACCAGCUCUACAAACGAGCAGCCUCAAUGCCCCUAUUACGCUGCCUUACUCCUUACGAAGCUGAAUACGCUGUGAGAGAAGUUCACGAAGGAUUCAACGCUGAUGAUAUACACAUGCCAGGGGAAAUGCUAUCGUCCCUCACAUCUCCCUGGCCCUUUGCUCAGUGGGGUGUCGACCUGCUCGGCCCUUUCAUCAAAGGCAAAGGAGGCUGCACUUUCCUGGUCGUUGCAGUGGAUUAUUUCACUAAGUGGAUAGAAGCCAAACCACUGUCCACGACAACAGAAGGAAAAAUAGAAGAAUUCUUGUUCAAUUCAAUAGUGUGCAAGUUCGGCAUACCUAGGCGGAUUAUCGCCGACAAUGGGCCACAAUUCCGAGCAGCAGCAUUGAGAUCGUUUUGUAACGACUAUGGCAUUGAGCUCGCUUUGACAUCUGUGUACACUCCACAGUCCAAUAGGCAAGCCGAGUCCGCCAAUAAAAUCGUCUUGCGGGGACUCAAGACGCGCGUUUUGGCUGCACGUACUAAUUGGGUUGACGAGCUCAAUAAAGUGCUGUGGUCAUGUCGUACUACUCCCAGCUUGGCCACAGGCGAAACCCCGCUCAGUCUGGCCUAUGGAGCUGAAGCCGUCAUCCCAGUGGAGGUUGGAUUGCCAUCCGAUAGAUCAGAUCGUCACGACAAUCAGAAUAAUGAACAACUCUUAAGAGAGAACCUAGACUUUGUGGAAGAAAUCAAGGAGAUGUCCCGAAUAAGAAACAUGGCACAUCAAAGUCGCGUUGCAAAAUUUUACAAUAAAAGGGUUCGAGCUCGCCAGUUUCAAGUUGGUGAUCUGGUUCUACGCAAGGCUGGGUUAACUAACACUCAUUCACACAUGGGCAAGCUCGCUCCUAAUUGGGAAGGCCCCUAUAUGGUGGUUUGGGUUAAGCGACCUGGCUCUUACGUGUUAGCAGAUAUACACGGGCAUCAGUUACCUUACCUUUGGAACGUACAGAAUCUUAGAAAGUUUUACAGUUAACGAGUAUAAUAUUAUUUCGCUUAAAGUGUUAUUCGACAGUUGUAAACAAAGAUAUACAGGAAAU
Messenger RNA from Rubroshorea leprosula, 5445 nucleotides. The record is from the annotation of a GenBank genome assembly. Lineage: Eukaryota; Viridiplantae; Streptophyta; Magnoliopsida; Malvales; Dipterocarpaceae.